AUGGCCGUUGGAAAGAACAAGCGAUUGUCCAAGGGAAAGAAGGGUAUCAAGAAAAAGAUUGUCGACCCCUUCUCAAGAAAGGACUGGUACGAUCUUAAAGCCCCAUCAUACUUCCCUACUCGAGACAUUGGAAAGACUUUGGUCAACAGAACCCAAGGAACCAAAAACGCCAAUGACUAUUUGAAGGAUCGUGUGGUAGAAAUGUCCUUGGCCGACUUGAACAAGAACCAAGCCGAUGCGUUCAGAAAAAUGCGUUUCGUAGUACAGGAAGUACAAGGAAGGAGUUGUUUGACAAACUUCCAUGGUAUGGACUUCACUUCAGACAAGUUGAGGUCUUUGGUCAAGAAGUGGCAGACUCUGAUUGAAGGACACGUCGAUGUAAAGACAACUGAUGGAUACCUAUUACGUAUCUUUGCCAUUGCCUUCACAAAGAGAAGGCCAAACCAGCUUAAAAAGACAACUUAUGCCCAAUCAUCGCAAAUCAAGAUGAUUCGCAAAAAGAUGUUUGAAAUCAUGACAAAGGAAGCGCAGUCUUGUGAUUUGAAGGAGUUGGUACAGAAAUUCAUCCCAGAAUCCAUUGGCAAGGAAAUAGAAAAGGCAUGCCGAGGCAUCUACCCUCUGCAAAACGUAUAUAUUCGCAAAGUCAAAAUCCUCAAGGCUCCCAAAUUUGAUCUGGGUAAAUUGAUGGAAUUACAUGGCGGUGAAUCGGGAGAAGAUGUUGGAUCAAAGAUUCCUGGUGCAAAGGGGGAUUACAAGGAACCAGCAAUCCUUGAAUCCGUUUAG
Messenger RNA from Synchytrium microbalum, 783 nucleotides. RefSeq lists its product as uncharacterized. Lineage: Eukaryota; Fungi; Chytridiomycota; Chytridiomycetes; Synchytriales; Synchytriaceae. Gene Ontology annotation, molecular function: structural constituent of ribosome. The transcript has 6 exons. Gene Ontology annotation, cellular component: cytosol; ribosome. The record is from RefSeq and is a predicted model, not a curated record. Bases 1 to 783 code for a protein of 260 amino acids. Gene Ontology annotation, biological process: translation.